GGGAGGGCCCGAGACGGCGGAGCCGGUCGCGCCGGGGGAAGGAGUUUCCGGCGGACGCGGCUCGGUACCGCUUCCUGUCCCCCUGUCCGCGCCGCCUCACGCCGCCUGUCCCGGACGCCGCUCUCCCCGGACCCCACCCCCGCCUCGCAGUGCUCGGCGACGCCCCAGGCCCCAUGCAAUCCCGGCUUAUGCUCUUUGGGGCGCCCGGCGGCUGCGGCAGCCCAGCCGCGCGGCGCGUGCGGCUGCUCCUGCGGCAGGUGUUCUGGGGCGGACCCGGCAGCGACGCGCGGCGCUCGGACGUCAGGCUGCUGCACGCAGGGGCGGGGGCCGACAAAGGUGAUACAGUUAAUAUUGGCGAUGUAUGCUACAGGGUGAAAACCCCUAAGAGCCCGGAGCUUGUGCCACAGAACUACAUUUCAGACUCUAUGGCUCAAUCUGUAGUUCAACAUCUAAGAUGGAUAAUGCAGAAGGAUCUUUUGGGGCAAGACGUCUUUCUCAUAGGACCCCCUGGGCCUCUUCGACGCUCUAUUGCUAUGCAGUACCUGGAGUUGACCAAACGGGAAGUUGAAUACAUUGCCUUGUCAAGAGACACCACGGAAACAGAUCUCAAACAGCGUCGGGAGAUCCGCGCAGGCACCGCUUUUUACAUAGAUCAGUGUGCAGUUCGUGCCGCCACGGAAGGUAGAACCCUCGUCUUGGAAGGCUUGGAAAAGGCGGAGAGGAAUGUCCUGCCUGUGUUGAACAACUUGCUGGAAAAUAGGGAGAUGCAGCUUGAAGAUGGGCGCUUCCUGAUGUCUGCCGAGCGUUACGACAAACUUCUCCAAGAUCACACCAAAACAGAACUGGAUGCUUGGAAGAUUGUCCGAGUUAGUGAAAAUUUCCGAGUGAUUGCCUUGGGCUUGCCAGUGCCUAGGUACUCCGGGAAUCCAUUAGACCCUCCUCUCCGUUCUCGAUUUCAAGCUAGAGAUAUUUAUUAUCUACCCUUCAAGGACCAACUUAAACUGUUAUAUUCAAUUGGAGCCAAUGUUCCUGCUGAGAAAGUUUCUCAGCUCUUGUCUUUUGCCACUACUCUCUGUUCCCAAGAAUCUUCUACUCUUGGACUUCCAGAUUUUCCUUUAGAUAGUUUACCAGCUGCAGUUCAAAUCCUGGAUUCCUUUCCUAUGAUGUCAAUCAAACAUGCAAUCCAGUGGCUUUACCCCUACGGAAUUUUACUGGGACCUGAAGGGAAGAUGGCUGUGGAAGGUGUUUUAAAACGCUUUGAACUCCAAGAUUCAAGAAAUUCUGUGCUUCCUGAAGAGGUUGUGAGAGUAGAGAGGAUGCCUGAAAACCAGGGCUUCCAAGCUUCCGUGACCCUCCGGAUUGCAGGAAAAGAGGUGACCAUUAAGGUACCGGCUGGGACCAGGCCAUUCAGUCAACCUUGUGCAUCAGACCAUUUUAUACAGACUUUGAGCCAUAAACAACUACUGGCUGAAAUGAUGCAGUCGCAUAUGGUUAAGGACAUAUGUUUAAUUGGAGGAAAAGGUUGUGGAAAAACUGUCGUCGCUAAGAACUUUGCAGAUACCUUAGGAUAUAAUAUAGAACCUAUCAUGCUCUAUCAGGAUAUGACAGCACGUGAUCUGCUACAGCAGAGAUACACGCUUCCCAGUGGAGACACUGCCUGGCGGUCCUCACCCCUUGUAAACGCUGCUCUGGAAGGCAAGCUGGUGCUCUUGGAUGGCAUUCACAGAGUCAACGCGGGUACACUCGCUGUAUUACAAAGGUUGAUCCAUGAUCGAGAGUUAAGCCUCUAUGAUGGCUCUAGGCUGCUGCGAGAAGACAGGUAUAUGCGUUUAAAGGAGGAGCUGCAGAUGUCUGAUGAGCAGCUCCAGAAGAGAUCAAUUUUUCCCAUCCACCCGUCCUUCAGAAUCAUCGCUUUGGCAGAACCCCCUGUUAUUGGAAGCACAACACAGCAGUGGCUGGGACCAGAAUUCUUAACCAUGUUCUUUUUCCAUUACAUGAAACCACUUGUCAAAAGUGAAGAAAUCCAAGUGAUUAAGGAAAUGGUCCCCGGUAUACCUCAGGAAGCUUUGGACAAAUUGUUGUCAUUUACACACAAACUCAGAGAGACACAGGAUCCAACAGCACAGUCGUUGGCAGCAUCACUGUCUACGAGACAGCUGUUGAGGAUUUCUCGUCGACUGGCACAGUAUCCUAGUGAAAAUCUUCACAGUGCUGUCACUAAAGCCUGCCUUGCCAGGUUUCUACCAAGCCUUGCAAGGUUGGCAUUAGAAAAAAAUCUGGCUGAUGCUGCAAUAGAAAUAAGCACUGAUAAGAAUCUGGAACCAGAACUGGAAGAUUACAAAUGUGAAGUCACAUCGGGAUCUCUGAAAAUUGGAGCUGUUAGUGCACCGAUCUAUAACGCCCACGAGAAAAUGAAAGUGCCUGAUGUUCUCUUCUAUGACAACAUUCAGCACAUGAUGGUGAUGGAAGAUAUGCUCAAAGACUUUCUUCUGGGAGAACACCUGUUACUGGUUGGUAACCAGGGCGUAGGGAAAAACAAGAUUGUUGAUAGAUUCCUUCACCUGCUCAACAGACCCCGAGAAUAUAUCCAGCUGCACAGGGACACCACAGUACAAUCCCUUACUCUUCAGCCUUCUGUUAAAGAUGGACUUAUUGUGUAUGAAGACUCACCCCUGGUUAAAGCGGUAAAGUUGGGUCAUGUUCUGGUAAUAGAUGAGGCAGACAAAGCCCCGACAAAUGUCACCUGUAUUUUAAAAACGCUCGUAGAAAACGGAGAAAUGAUUCUCGCAGAUGGAAGACGCAUAGUUGCAAAUUCUGCUAAUGUCAAUGGAAGAGAAAACGUGGUACCGAUUCACCCUGAUUUUAGGAUGAUUGUUCUGGCCAACAGACCUGGAUUUCCUUUCCUAGGCAAUGAUUUCUUCGGUACCCUAGGUGAUAUUUUUAGCUGCCAUGCAGUUGACAACCCCAAACCCCACUCAGAGCUCGAGAUGCUCAGGCAGUAUGGCCCCAACGUCCCUGAGCCCAUCCUUCAGAAGCUCGUGGCUGCCUUUGGAGAGCUGAGGAACUUAGCUGACCAGGGGACGAUUAACUAUCCAUAUUCAACCAGAGAAGUUGUCAACAUAGUCCGGCACUUACAGAAAUUUCCCACUGAAGGUCUCUCCAGUGUGGUCAGGAAUGUGUUUGACUUUGAUUCCUACAACAACGACAUGAGGGAGAUUUUGAUUAACACGUUACACAAACACGGGAUACCGAUCGGAGCGAAACCCACCAGUGUGCAGCUGGCGAAGGAGUUGCCUCUGCCUGAGCAGACCUUCAUGGGCUAUUGGACGAUUGGUCAGUCAAGAAAUGGAAUGCAAAAAUUGUUGUGUCCAACGGAGACGCAUCAUAUAGACAUAAAGGGUCCGGCCCUUAUAAACAUACAGGAGUAUCCAAUAGACAGACAUGAAGAAAGAUCCCAAACCUUCACUGAAGAAUGUGCCUCCUGGAGAUUGCCAUUGGAUGAAAUUAACUUAAUCUGUGACGUUGCCACAUCACAUGAAAAUGAAGAAAAGACUCUGUAUGUAGUUGCCUGCAAUCCUGUUUCCUUAUACUUUAUGAAUAUGGCUGGGACAAGCGGCUACUUCGUGGACCUUUUUGACAUCUUCCCAAGAACGGCCAGUGGAGUCUGGCAGCCGUUUGUGACAGUGGCACCGCUGGGAAAUCCCCUCAAGGGUCAAGUGAUUCUCCACGAGCAACAGAGUAACGUCAUCCUGUUACUGGAUACCACCAGCCAAGCCCUUCGUCGUCUCAUUCUCCCUUCACAAGAGUUUACAUCUAAGAAAACUUCCUGGUGGAGCAAGGAGGAAGCUGAAACUUACAAAAUGUGUAAAGAAUUUUCGCAUAAAAACUGGCUGGUAUUCUACAAAGGAAAAGGGAACAGCCUGACGGUGCUGGAUGUUCUAGAAGGACGAACUCACACCAUCUCACUUCCCAUCAACCUCCAGACAGUUUUUCUUGUAGCGGAAGACAAAUGGCUUCUGGUGGAAAGCGAAACAAAUCGGAAAUAUCUUUUAACUAAGCCUGCACACAUCGAAUCUGCGGUGAGUGGAGUUUGCCAGUUGUAUGUGUUGAAAGAGGAGCCACCCAGUACAGGGUUUGGAGUCACACAAGAAACAGACUUCAGCAUCCCUCAUAAAAUUUCAAGUGAUCAACUAUCAUCUGAAAAUCUAAGUUCAGCUGUGGGACAAAAGAUUGCCUCUCCAAACCGAAUUCUCUCUGAUGAGAAUAGUUAUGCUACAGUGGUUGUUGGUUUCCCAGAUCUCAUGUCACCUAGUGAAGUUUAUUCUUGGAAAAGGCCGUCCUCUUUGCAUCACUCAAGGGUCACUGAUUCAACGUUCUAUGGAGGAAAGAGGAAAAGUGGAACCCCCAAGCAGAGCAAUUGUGUGACUCUUUUAGAUACUAAUCAGAUCGUCCGGAUUUUGCCCCCUGGAGAAGUCCCUUUAAAAGAUAUCUACCCAAAAGAUGUUACCCCUCCACAAACAGCUGGUUACCUAGAAGUCACUGACCUCCAAUCAAAGAAACUCCGAUAUAUCCCCAUCCCCAGAUCAGAAUCUCUGUCUCCAUAUACCACAUGGCUGUCUACUAUUUCGGACACAGAUGCACUGCUAGCUGAGUGGGGCCAAGGUGGCGUCGUAACCGUUGAUAUGGGUGGUCACAUCAGGCUGUGGGAAACUGGACUUGAACAGCUGCAGCGGUCCCUAAUGGAAUGGAGAAACAUGAUUGGACAAGAAAGUGACAGACCUAUGCAGAUAACCAUCAACAGAGAGAGCGGUGAGGACGUGAGCUCCCCCAAACACGGGAAGGUGGAUCCAGACAACGUGCCGCACAUAGGUGGCAAUACUUGGGCAGGUGGCACAGGGGGAAGAGACACUGCAGGUCUGGGCGGCAAAGGAGGUCCCUAUCGGCUGGAUGCAGGCCAUACGGUAUACCAGGUCUCGGAGGCUGAGAAAGAUGCAGUUCCCGAGGAGGUGAAGAGAGCUGCGAGAGAGAUGGGCCAGAAAGCGUUUCAGCAGAGGCUGAAGGAGAUCCAAAUGAGUGAAUAUGAUGCUGAGACCUACGAAACGUUUUCAGGGGCUGUUCGACGGCAGGUGCACUCCCUCCGAAUUAUCCUGGAUAAUUUACAGGCUAAAGGUAAAGAAAGGCAGUGGCUAAGACACCAAGCUACUGGGGAACUAGAUGAUGCCAAGAUCAUUGAUGGGCUGACCGGAGAAAAAGCCAUCUACAAACGCCGGGGCGAGCUGGAGCCACAGGUGGGCAGCCCCCAACAGAAACCCAAGCGCCUGCGCCUGGUGGUGGAUGUGUCUGGCAGCAUGUACCGCUUCAAUGGGGUGGACGGCCGGCUCAAGCGCUCAAUGGAAGCCGUGUGCAUGGUCAUGGAGGCGUUCGAGAACUAUGAGGAGAAGUUCAAGUAUGACAUCGCUGGACACUCUGGAGAUGGCUACAACAUUGAUCUGGUUCCAAUUAACAAAAUCCCCAAGGACAACAAGCAAAGACUAGAAAUUCUGAAGACAAUGCACGCCCACGCUCAGUUCUGCAUGAGUGGGGACCACACGUUAGAGGGGACAGAACAUGCCAUCAAGGACAUCGUCAAAGAGGAAGCUGACGAGUACUUUGUCAUUGUCUUGAGUGAUGCCAACCUGUCACGCUAUGGAAUACAUCCUGCAAAGUUUGCCCAGAUCCUGACAAGCAACCCCCAAGUAAAUGCUUUCGCCAUUUUUAUUGGAUCUUUAGGUGAUCAAGCAACCAGGCUUCAGAGGACUCUACCAGCUGGCCGGUCUUUCGUUGCCAUGGAUACCAAGGACAUCCCCCAGAUUUUACAGCAGAUUUUCACCUCCACCAUGUUGUCUGGUGUUUAAGAAGCGCCCUUUAUCCCCCGAUGACCCUGGGGUUUGGAAUAAGUUAGGAAGAAAGAGCAUUUGGAAGAAAAGAAAGCAUCUCUAAAGGGACCCCCGUGUGAUGACUGGACAGUUCUGGCAUUUCUGGGCCUUCCUGCGCUUGCUCUGUAAUCAGAAUUCAGAGAAGCAACCAGCGUGAGGCUCAUGAAAGGAAAUCUCCAACCACUGGUGGAUUUACAAGUCAUUAGAAGCAGCAAGUCGACCUGCAUUUAAUGAAAAGUCCGCGUUAAAAGAAGGUGGCUUGAGAACCAUGGUGCGUGGCCUGUGUCCAAAAACCUGAAGGAGAGAGGGAGGGCACCUUGGUUUGGCCUUAACAAGAUCAUUUGUGAUCACCUAGGAUAAAAAAGGACCCCAGCCAACGAAGGCUGGGACACCACCUUCUGACACGAAAAUCCAGGUCUGUGCAAAACCACGCAACCGGCUUCUGUUGGAUAAUUAUUUUUAUUUCCCCUCCCCUGCUCUGUCGGGCCCAACAAUGAUUUUAUAGUUUAACUCACUGAAAAGUCCUUUCAACCGCAGUAUUUUAUAAAAGGAUGGGUUUCCUCAGUAAUUGCAUUUUCUUAGCCCAAACCAAAAGGAAUCAAAAGAUCCUAGGAUGGCUUCCUUUCCCACAUUACUUUUAAAAGCCUUCUUAAAUAAUAAAGAGCCAGUGUCCUAUUCUGCCUGCUGCUGGGAAUGGAAGGAUAAGGGGCAUCUGGCCUUGAGUUUCC
Phacochoerus africanus (Common warthog) is the source of this 6643-nucleotide messenger RNA. RefSeq names its product von Willebrand factor A domain containing 8 (gene VWA8). Lineage: Eukaryota; Metazoa; Chordata; Mammalia; Artiodactyla; Suidae. Gene Ontology annotation, molecular function: ATP hydrolysis activity; ATP binding. The transcript has 45 exons. The record is from RefSeq and is a predicted model, not a curated record. Gene Ontology annotation, cellular component: cytoplasm. The coding region runs from base 174 to 5894 and encodes 1906 amino acids.